AUGUCCGGAAGCACUGCAGAUGUACGGUUCGGACUGGCAGGGCGCCGCUGCCUCGUCACGGGGGGGUCAAAAGGCAUCGGGAGAGCCAUCGUCGAAGAGCUGGCAAAGCUGGGCGCAAAGAUCUGGACCUGCUCUCGUUCAGGAAGCGACAUGGAGAGUUGUCUAUCUGAAUGGCGCCAUGCUGGACUCGAUGUUCAGGGCUGUGUCACCGAUGUUUCAAAACCGGAAGACCUCAAAGUACUGGUAGAAAAGGUCAACAAUGCCUUUGAUGGGAAGCUGGAUAUCCUUGUUAACAACGUUGGGACAAAUAUUCGCAAGAAGACGCUGGACUUCACCGAAGAGGACUUCCGUUCUCUGAUGUCCACCAACUUGGAAUCUGCAUUCUCGUUGUGCCAGGCCUGCCAUCCAUUGUUGAAAGCGGCACGUCGCAGCACUAUUGUUUUCAACUCGUCCGUUGCUGGGGGUCCUAAGGCGAUGAACAGUGGAGCUUUGUAUGCGAUGACCAAAGCAGCCAUGAACCAACUGACGAAGAAUUUGGCGUGCGAAUGGGCAACAGAUGGCAUCAGCGUGAAUGCAGUGGCCCCUUGGUACAUCGAGACUCCUCUGACGGAAAAACUGCUGAAAGACCAAGAGCUCCUUGCGCGUAUUGUUGCGGAAACGCCCAUGGGUAGAGUGGGACAACCUGAAGAGGUUGCAGGGGUGGUGGCGUUCCUUUGUAGUCCAGCUGCAUCGUUCGUGACCGGCCAAGUGAUUCAAGUUGAUGGCGGCUACUCCAUCAAGGGCUAUGGGUAUACUUGA
Messenger RNA from Ostreobium quekettii, 798 nucleotides. NCBI's taxonomy places the organism in Eukaryota, Viridiplantae, Chlorophyta, Ulvophyceae, Bryopsidales, Ostreobiaceae. The record is from the annotation of a GenBank genome assembly.